Messenger RNA from Propithecus coquereli (Coquerel's sifaka), 4800 nucleotides. RefSeq names its product Wolf-Hirschhorn syndrome candidate 1-like 1 (gene NSD3). Gene Ontology annotation, molecular function: protein binding; histone H3K36 methyltransferase activity. The record is from RefSeq and is a predicted model, not a curated record. Lineage: Eukaryota; Metazoa; Chordata; Mammalia; Primates; Indriidae. The transcript is spliced from 24 exons. Bases 535 to 4641 code for a protein of 1368 amino acids. Gene Ontology annotation, biological process: regulation of DNA-templated transcription. Gene Ontology annotation, cellular component: chromatin; nucleus.
CCCGAGAGUCGGGGUGGGGGGGCUUUGUGCGCGGCGGCGGCGGGCGCGGGCGGCGGCGGCCAGCGCGGAGGCGGAGGCCGAGGGGACCGUGCACAGGUCGCCGCGGAGAGGCGUGCGGAUUCCAAGCCGAGCCCCGAGGACCCCGCCGCCCCAGUCCAGCCGUCAGCAGCCGGCUCCCCUCCGGCAGCGGCGGCUGCGCGGCGACCCCCGCUCCCCCGCUUCCCUUCCCACCCCAUCUCCCGCAGCCUUCCUCUGCCCCGCAGCACGCCCGGCCCGGCCCGGCCGCGGCCCUCCUCGGUGCCGGCCGCCAUGGCAGAGGCGUCCGGCGCGGGGAAAAUCUAGCCGGGGGAUUUCAUGCGGCCUAGCUUGGUUCCGUCCGCUCCCCCCGCGGCCCCGGCGGCUGCCCGCGCCCCAGCCCCACUCCGGGCCUCCGUGUGUCUCCUGUGAUCGUACUGACACGGCCGGGGGGUUAGAAUGGAACAAACUGAAGGCCCGAUGAGAGAAAGGGAAAGUUAAGGAUGCUGGAGCAGAACAAUGGAUUUCUCUUUCUCUUUCAUGCAAGGGAUCAUGGGAAACACAAUUCAGCAACCACCUCAACUCAUUGACUCCGCCAACAUCCGCCAGGAGGAUGCCUUUGAUAACAACAGUGACAUUGCUGAAGAUGGUGGCCAGAUACCAUAUGAAGCUACCUUGCAGCAAGGCUUUCAGUACCCACCUACAACAGAAGAUCUUCCUCCACUCACAAACGGCUAUCCACCGCCAAUCAGCAUAUAUGAAACUCAAACCAAAUACCAGUCAUAUAAUCAGUAUCCCAAUGGGUCAGCCAAUGGCUUUGGUGCAGUUAGAAACUUUAGCCCCACUGACUAUUACCAUUCAGAAAUUCCAAACACAAGACCACAUGAAAUUCUGGAAAAACCUUCCCCUCCACAGCCACCACCUCCUCCUUCGGUACCACAAACUGUGAUUCCAAAGAAGACUGGCUCACCUGAAAUUAAACUAAAAAUAACCAAAACUAUCCAGAAUGGCAGGGAAUUGUUUGAGUCUUCCCUUUGUGGGGACCUUUUAAAUGAAGUACAGGCAAGUGAGCACACAAAGUCAAAGCAUGAAAGCAGAAAAGAAAAGAGGAAAAAAAGCAACAAGCAUGACUCAUCGAGAUCUGAAGAGCGCAAGUCACACAAAAUCCCCAAAUUAGAACCAGAGGAACAAAAUAGACCAAAUGAAAGGGUUGACACUGUAGCAGAAAAACCAAGAGAAGACCCAGUACUAAAAGAAGAAGCCCCGGUUCAGCCAAUACUAUCUUCUGUUCCAACAACGGAAGUGUCUACUGGUGUUAAGUUCCAGGUCGGUGAUCUUGUUUGGUCCAAGGUGGGAACCUAUCCUUGGUGGCCCUGUAUGGUCUCAAGUGAUCCCCUGCUCGAAGUCCAUACCAAAAUUAACACAAGAGGUAAGAAAAGACAUAAAUACAUAUGGAUAAUUAAAGCAUGUCCAAUAAUCCCUGUGUCUUUUUUAAAGAUUCGGAAACCUCGGCCUCAGAGAGAACGUGCUCAGUGGGAUAUUGGCAUUGCCCAUGCAGAGAAAGCAUUGAAAAUGACUCGAGAAGAAAGAAUAGAACAGUAUACCUUUAUCUAUAUUGAUAAGCAGCCUGAAGAGGCUUUAUCCCAAGCGAAAAAGAACGUUGCCUCCAAAGCUGAAGUUAAAAAAACCCGAAGACCAAGAUCUGUGCUGAAUGCUCAGCCAGAGCAGACCAGCGCAGGGGAGGUGGCCUCCUCACUAUCAAGUACUGAAAUUCGGAGGCAGAGCCAGAGGCGGCACACGAGUGUGGAAGAGGAAGAGCCCCCUCCUGUUAAAAUCGCCUGGAAGACAGCGGCAGCAAGGAAAUCCUUACCAGCCUCCAUCACGAUGCACAAGGGGAGCCUGGAUUUGCAGAAGUGUAACAUGUCUCCAGUCGUGAAAAUCGAACAAGUGUUUGCGCUUCAGAAUGCUACAGGGGACGGGAAGUUUAUCGAUCAGUUUGUUUACUCAACGAAGCUAGGCUCAGUAGAAAAGAAGCAACAGAGAAGAUCAAUCAGAACUCGUUCUGAAUCAGAGAAAUCCACUGAGGUUGUGCCAAAGAAGAAGAUCAAAAAGGAGCAGGUUGAAACAGUUCCUCAGGCUACAAUGAAGACUGGAUUACAGAAAGGUGCCAGCGAGAUUUCAGAUUCCUGUAAACCUCUAAAGAAAAGGAGUCGCGCCUCAACCGAUGUAGAAAUGACUAGUUCAGCAUACAGAGACACAUCUGACUCCGAUUCUAGAGGACUCAGUGAUCUGCAGGUAGGCUUUGGAAAGCAAGUAGAUAGCCCUUCAGCUACUGCAGAUGCAGAUGUUUCUGAUGUGCAGUCCAUGGAUUCGAGUUUGUCAAGAAGAGGCAUUGGCAUGAGUAAGAAGGACACUGUAUGUCAGAUCUGUGAGAGCUCUGGUGACUCUCUGAUUCCCUGUGAGGGGGAGUGCUGCAAACACUUUCACCUGGAGUGCCUGGGCUUGACGUCACUCCCCGAGGGAAAGUUCAUCUGUGUGGAAUGUAAAACCGGGCAGCACCCGUGCUUUUCGUGUAAGGUAUCUGGUAAAGACGUGAAGCGUUGUUCUGUUGGCGCUUGUGGGAAGUUCUAUCACGAAGCCUGUGUCCGCAAAUUCCCCACUGCCGUCUUCGAAUCGAAAGGAUUCCGCUGUCCGCAGCACUGCUGCUCUGCCUGCUCUAUGGAGAAAGAUAUCCACAAAGCAAGUAAAGGCCGCAUGAUGAGAUGUUUGAGAUGUCCGGUCGCCUAUCACUCUGGGGAUGCUUGCAUUGCAGCCGGAAGCAUAUUCGUGUCCUCCUACCUUCUCAUCUGUAGUAAUCAUUCCAAACGGAGCAGUAAUUCUGCUGCUGCUGUAAACGUAGGCUUUUGUUUCGUUUGUGCCAGAGGGCUGAUAGUUCAGGACCAUUCAGACCCCAUGUUCAGUUCAUAUGCCUAUAAGUCCCACUACCUACUGAAUGAAUCAAAUCGUGCUGAGUUGAUGAAAUUACCUAUGAUUCCUUCUUCGUCAGCUUCCAAAAAGAAAUGUGAGAAAGGUGGAAGAUUGCUCUGCUGUGAAUCGUGCCCAGCUUCCUUCCACCCGGAAUGCCUGAGCAUAGACAUGCCAGAAGGCUGCUGGAAUUGCAAUGACUGUAAAGCUGGCAAGAAACUGCAUUACAAGCAGAUUGUUUGGGUCAAACUGGGAAAUUACAGAUGGUGGCCAGCAGAGAUCUGCAACCCCAGGUCUGUGCCGCUGAACAUCCAGGCCCUUAAACAUGACCUGGGGGACUUCCCUGUGUUCUUCUUUGGUUCUCACGACUACUAUUGGGUGCACCAGGGCAGAGUGUUCCCUUAUGUUGAAGGAGACAAAAGCUUUGCUGAGGGACAGACUAGUAUUAACAAGACCUUCAAAAAAGCCCUAGAAGAAGCUGCAAAACGUUUCCAGGAAUUGAAAGCACAAAGAGAAAGUAAAGAAGCCCUAGAGAUUGAAAAAAACUCAAGAAAACCCCCUCCUUACAAACACAUCAAAGCUAACAAAGUAAUCGGAAAGGUUCAGAUCCAGGUUGCCGACCUGUCGGAGAUCCCCCGCUGUAACUGCAAGCCGGCCGACGAAAACCCUUGCGGCCUGGAAUCAGAGUGCCUGAACAGAAUGCUGCAGUACGAGUGCCACCCGCAGGUGUGCCCCGCUGGAGACCGAUGUCAGAACCAGUGCUUCACAAAGAGGCUCUACCCUGACGCAGAGAUCAUCAAAACUGAGCGAAGAGGCUGGGGCCUCAGGACCAAAAGGAGCAUUAAGAAGGGCGAAUUUGUAAAUGAAUAUGUCGGUGAAUUAAUCGAUGAAGAAGAAUGCAGAUUGCGAAUCAAGCGAGCCAACGAGAACAGUGUAACUAAUUUUUAUAUGUUAACUGUUACCAAGGACCGUAUAAUUGAUGCCGGCCCAAAAGGAAACUAUUCUCGCUUUAUGAACCACAGUUGUAAUCCAAACUGUGAAACACAGAAGUGGACAGUGAAUGGAGAUGUUCGAGUUGGACUUUUCGCUCUUUGUGACAUUCCUGCAGGGAUGGAGUUAACAUUUAAUUAUAACCUGGACUGUCUGGGCAACGGCAGAACAGAGUGCCACUGCGGGGCAGAUAACUGCAGUGGUUUUCUAGGAGUGCGGCCAAAGUCGGCAUGUGCGUCAACAACUGAAGAGAAGGCAAAAAAUGCUAAGUUAAAGCAGAAGAGACGAAAAAUCAAAACAGAACCAAAGCAUAUGCAUGAAGAUUACUGUUUUCGAUGUGGAGAUGGUGGAGAGCUGGUCAUGUGUGACAAAAAAGACUGUCCCAAAGCAUACCACCUCUUAUGCCUUAACCUGACGCAGCCACCGUAUGGAAAGUGGGAGUGCCCGUGGCAUCAGUGCGACGAGUGCGGCAGUGCGGCUGUCUCCUUCUGUGAGUUCUGUCCACAUUCCUUCUGCAAAGAUCACGAAAAGGGAGCUCUGGCUCCUUCUGCCCUGGAAGGCCGUCUCUGCUGCUCUGAACAUGACCCUGUAUCUCCUGUGUCACCAGAAUACUGGAGCAAGAUAAAAUGUAAAUGGGAAGCACAGGAUCAUGGAGAAGAAGUAAAAGAAUAAAUGGGUGGUAUCCCCCCCUUUCUAUUUAAAUGAAAAAAAUGAAAAAAGCAAAUAGGGAACGCAUUUAAAAAGAAGAGCCUUCUACAGCGCAUACAGCCUUUGCCAUCGGAACUGCCUUACUGAAGCGAAAUGGGAAACCAGCUCAUGCGGGCAGAAGCA